UGUGUGAACCGCAACGAUGACGACUCAGUUCUGUUGGUUGAUCUUGUUGGCGUUAUCCACCCUAGCGUAUCGUGCGGCCGGUGCUGCACAUCCUGCCACAGAAGUUACCAAUCAAGAGAUUCGUGAUGCCAUCCUAUCACUGGUACACUCCUACAACACGCUGGACAACAAGCUGGAACGCCAUGAGCAGCGUGAACGGGCCCAUGCCGAGAUGAUUAAGAAGAGCUUGAUUACGGUGCAGAAGAAUCUGCGUGCGCUGGAUCCACUGCCGGGAAUGAUCGGUCGUUUGGAGAGUCGUACCGGAGACAUCGAGACAACGCUGAUGAAUCAUGAUGACAAAAUCACCACCUUCACCCAAGAGCAAGUGAAAGUCGCCAAAACGCUGGAGGGCAUUCUGAAGUGGCUGACCGAGAACGCGCAGAUCUUAGAGACGCGCUCGGGCAAUGGAGGAGCGGGCCGUGAUGAGGAUGAGGAAAGUGUGGCCAACAAGCUGGAUGAGGUGGCGACAACUGUACGCGAGUUGCGUCGGGAGUUGGCCGAGCUGAAGAGUGAUCGUGAUGCUACUGAGGACGUUAAUCGACAGUUGCUUAAGGAAACGGAGAAACUCGUCAACUCGAAGCUUUCCUCAGCGGAUGAAAUCAUCUCGAAGAUGGAAGAGAAACUGUCCCAGUUCUAUCUUACCAGCCCGGUCAUUGCGACUCAGAACGUAGAAUUCGAGGACAAAGUGCUGCGUAAGCUGGAAAGCUUAAGCAACACGAUUCCAGCCGCAGGAUCGGCCACUACUGACCCAUCUUCCCUACCCGACAAGCAAUUCAUCCAAGGCCUUGUCAACGAAACACUGGAAGCGAUCAACGAUAUGCGGCUGGAGGUGUUGACUGCAUCGGACAAGAGCUUCACCAAGACCGCCACUCGCAUCAAGGAGAAUAACGAAGUGCUGCAGUCAUCCGUAGACGAGAUACUGAAGACACUGACCGAAGAGUUGACGACAGCUGAAGCGUUCCACAACACGGCACGGGAUCAGUUUAAUAUGAUGAACGCAACCAUGGCACGGCUGUCCGAUUUCCUCCUCAAGACGAGCGAUAAUAUACUGGACGCGAAGCGUGGUAUCGAUUAUGGAAUAUUGCAGAUUACGCGCGACGUUAGCGACGUAAUUAAGGCCAGCUCGGGUAACCUAAACUCAACCGUUUCGAAGCGCUUCGAUGAGAUCGAUGCAACGAUCCUGAACAAUCACAACGGUGCGCUGGCGAACCUUAGCUCGAAGAUCGAAACGGAGAUCAGCCAGGUGUGGCGUCAGAUCGGUAUCAUGUAUCAGGAAAUCUCGUCCAGCAAGCAGGCGCUCGAUCGGCUUCAGGAGCAGACGGAAACGUACGUAAACGGUACGCUCACCACAAUGGACGGUAUGGAGGGCAAGGUUUCGCUCAUUACCAACCGCAUGGCAGAGGUCGAUUCGAACCUGAACUAUCUGCUCGGCCGCCUUUCGAUGGUGACGCAGGAGUUCAAUCAGAUUAAGCACGGUCUCGGUAAAGCACUGGACGAGAUUAAGGACAGUUUCGCGGAGGUACACAACCGUGUCCGAGGUCCGGGACCGCAUCGAAUCUCGUCGGACGAAGUGGUCGAUGAUUUGGGCAAUGGCUCGGCCUAGUAGCAAGG
This is a messenger RNA of Anopheles maculipalpis, 1650 nucleotides long. RefSeq lists its product as uncharacterized. Bases 17 to 1642 code for a protein of 541 amino acids. The record is from RefSeq and is a predicted model, not a curated record. Lineage: Eukaryota; Metazoa; Arthropoda; Insecta; Diptera; Culicidae. Gene Ontology annotation, cellular component: plasma membrane. The transcript is spliced from 4 exons.